This is a messenger RNA of Cannabis sativa, 4989 nucleotides long. RefSeq lists its product as uncharacterized. The transcript is spliced from 4 exons. Gene Ontology annotation, molecular function: RNA-DNA hybrid ribonuclease activity; nucleic acid binding. Bases 1 to 4989 code for a protein of 1662 amino acids. The record is from RefSeq and is a predicted model, not a curated record. NCBI's taxonomy places the organism in Eukaryota, Viridiplantae, Streptophyta, Magnoliopsida, Rosales, Cannabaceae.
AUGAGAGGCAUUGCUUGGAACUGUAGAGGGUUAGGGCAGACCUCUACAGUUCGUGAGCUGAAGUCCCUGAUUCGGUCGCGCUCGCCGGAUGUCAUUUUUCUGACCGAACUAAAAGUGGAUGCUUCUUCUUUGGUACGUAUGCUAAAAUCCCUUCACUUUUACUUUAAUAUUACUGUUCCAGCUGUGGGUAAUGCGGGAGGUAUUUUGUUAGCGUGGAAACUUGGGUUUGAGUUUGAAUGUAUUGAGUGCUCCCGUAAUCAUAUAUCUGGUUUAGUGUUCUCGGACCCCCCCUCGUACCCUUGGCUCCUAUCCUGUGUUUAUGGUCCUCCGUACUUUCAUGCAAAAAAAGCGUUCUGGGAGAAACUAAUGAAGAUAGGGGAUCGGUAUGGUGGUCCGUGGCUUAUAUUGGGUGACACUAAUUUUGUCCUUAGUAGCUCUGAGCGAGAGGGUUCAAAGGGUAGAGACCAAUUUAUUCCUAUAAUCUCCAAUCUGGUGAAUACCCGGGGGCUUAUUUCUCUGCCCAUCCAAGGAGACAAAUUGACCUGGGAUAACCACCGGUCUGGGACUAACCAUGUCAAGUCGGCUUUAGAUAAAGGGCUUGCUAAUGGUGAUUGGGUCCGGAUUUUUCCGAAGGCUGUUCUCUGUUCUGUUCAGACUGCUAACUCUGACCACCGCCCUCUGUGUUUGUUUUCUGGGGGUUUGGGGGAGAAUGUCAAAAGAAAUUUUAGGUUUGAGGAAGCCUGGACUAGGGAUGAGCGUAGUAAACGGGUGGUUGACUUUGCUUGGAAGUCUGUUUCCUUUCCAUGGGCUCCAGCCAGAAUCUUUAAGAAGAUUGGGGCUACUCGGGUCGCUCUUAUGCAUUGGAAUAGAACCCAGUUUGGAAAUUUAGAUGUCCAAAUCUGUGAUCUUGAAAAAAGACUGGAUAGUAUCCAGCAGCGGCCUGCGGGCUCUAGAGAUUGGGUAAUGGAAAGGGAGCUUCGAUUAUCUCUUAACGAGGUCCGGGCUAGGAAAGAAGUGUAUUGGAAACAAAGAGCUAGAAUUUCCUGGCUGAAAGAUGGGGACAAGUGCACUAAAUUCUUUUUCCUGACGGCUUCUAUCAGAGGCCGAAGGAAAGCCAUUGAAAGCAUCCUCAACAAAGAUAAUGUGUGGAUAUCUAACAGGGAGCUCAUUGGGAAAGAAUUCAUGGAAUUCUUCCAAGGCAUCUUUAGGGUUUCUGAUAAUGUGAUUGCUCCUAAUUGCUCGAGCCUGGUCAGGAAUCGCCUGUCCUUGGAUGAACAGACUGACCUCACCAGAAAGCCUUCUCUUGAGGAAAUACGUAAUACACUGUUUGCGAUGAGCAGUGAUAAAGCUCCAGGCCCUGAUGGUAUGUCGGUUCUGUUCUUUAAACACUACUGGGAUUCGGUGGGUUUUGACUUCUGUGAUGCAGUUUCCAACUUCUUCAAUUCUGGGCGUAUGCACAAAGGAAUUAAUGCCACUAAUAUCGUCCUGAUCCCCAAAGUGCAAAACCCGAAAAGACCAAACCACUUCCGCCCAAUUUCUCUGUGCAAUGUGGUCUACAAGGUAAUCUCUAAGAUAAUUGCAAACAGGAUCAAACCCCUGCUUCCUCAGAUUAUUUGCCCUACCCAGGCUGCUUUUGUUCCAGGCAGAGCUAUUCAAGAUAAUAAUGUGAUCGCCCAGGAAAUAAUUCACACCUUUAAUAGAAAGAAAGGCAAAGAAGGUUUGUUUGCAAUCAAGAUUGAUCUAAUGAAAGCUUAUGACAAGAUGAACUGGGGCUUUAUCGAUCAUGUUAUGGAAUGCUUUGCGGUUCCCCAAGAGUUCAGAUCUUGGGUUUCCCAAUGCAUUGCCACCACCUCCCUUAAUGUCUGCAUAAAUGGAGGAUCGGUGGGAAAGAUCAUUCCCUCUUGUGGUCUUAGGCAAGGCGACCCUUUGUCCCCUUACCUGUUCAUAUGGGGUGCGGAAAUUCUUUCUAGACUUUUAGAGGAUGCUCUUAACUCAAAAACCAUAAGUGGAAUCAGGUUAAGUAGAGGAGGCCCGACGCUUUCUCACAUUUUCUUUGCGGAUGAUCUAAUCCUUGUGGGCAAAGCCAAUUUAGAGGAGGCCAAAGGCUUUUGGGACUGCAUUGAAAAGUUUUGUGCUUGGUCAGGCCAAAAGGUAAAUAAAAUGAAGACCUCUAUUUUCUUUAGUAAAAAUACCCCUAAUGCUAUGAAACAGAGGAUCAAGGAAACGCUGGGAGUUGGAUCACCAGAAGGUAACGUUAAGUACCUUGGGCUCCCCUUAUUCAGAUCAAGACAAAAAGACGCUGACUUUAACUUCAUUCUGGAUAAUCUGACUGAGAAACUUCAUGGUUGGAAGGCAAAGACGCUCUCCAAAGCGGGGCGAGCGACUCUUAUAAAGUCGGUGGGGUUAUCUUUGCCUCUGUACGCUAUGCAAACUACCAAGUUGUCUAACCGACUUGCAGCUAAGGUUGAUGGGCUGGUGCGUGAUUUCUGGUGGGGCUCGGAGAAGGGGAACCAUGGUUUGUACCUAAAAGCCUGGGAUAAACUUUGCCUUCCUAAGUCGGUAGGAGGCCUAGGUUUUCGCAAUUCCAAAGAAAUGAAUCAGGCUUUCCUUGCUAAAUGGGGAUGGAACCUCCUUUCAGGGAAUAAAUCUCUAUGUUGCCGUAUCCUCGAAGCCAAAUACCUGAAGGGCAAAUCUUUCCUAGAGUGUGAUCCGAAGCCCUCUGAUUCGUGGUUUUGGAAAAAUGUGACUAAGUCCAAAUCUAUUAUUCGAAAAGGUGCUUGCAGGCUUGUUACUAAGGGUCAGGAGACGAACAUCUGGUCUGAUCCUUGGAUUCCUCAUCUAGAAGGUUUUACUCCAAUACCGGUGGGGCCGGUCCAGAAUAGAGAGUCAAAGGUUGCUGAGUUAUUAGAGCCUAACGGUGGAUGGAACAUCCAAAAGCUUAAUUGUUUUUUCGAUCGUAAUACUGUCUCUGCAAUCCUCAAGGGAGGAAACCCUACCGGCACGGGCGAAGACAGCUGGUUCUGGACCUUGGAAAGUAAUGGUCGGUUCUCCUGUAAAUCAGCCUAUCGUGCUCUGGCCGAGGAGAGAAUGAAUCCAAUUGAGGUGGCCCCCUCCAUGUGGAAUAAACUAUGGAAUUGCAAAAUACCUGAGAGGCUCAAGGUCCUUUGGUGGUGUAUUCUUUCUAAAGCCCUUCCGAUCCGCUCGGCUAUAAGUAGGAGAUUUCCUAUUGAAGAUGAGAGGUGCCCCCUGUGUGGAACGGAAGUAGAAACUAUGGAGCACCUUUUCCUAUCUUGUAACUUCGCCUUUCACCUUUGGCGGUCCUCUCCUUGGGGUAUUUAUCCCUUUUGCGACACUGGUAUUCGGGUGUGGGAUUGGGUUAAAUUCUUAUGGGAUCUAAACAAAAAAGGUUUGAAUGUCCAAGAGGUUUUCCUAUAUGCCUCGCUGAUAGUUGACACAAUAUGGCGGACUCGGAAUGAUAAGAUCAUCAUGCUCUCCUGCUCCCUUGCCCCAUACCGUGUCCAACGGAGAUGUGGCGCCCCCCCCCCCCCACGGGAUUGGUUGAAGCUGAACUGUGACAUCAGAGUGGGAUUGGAUACCAUGUGUGCGGCUGUGGUUGCAAGGGAUCAUGUUGGCAAGGUGAUCUGGGUGGUUACUUCUAAGAUAGAUUUUUCCAGUGCUCUCUGUGGGGAAGCAAUGGCGUGCUGUCUGGCCCUUCAGGAAGCAAAAGUUCGAGGUGUCAAGUAUCUUAUUCUGGAGAGUGAUUCGAGGGUGGUAAUCAAUGCUCUUAAUGGGAAGGAGUCCCGUUGGGAGAUUGAUAACUUCGUCUCAUUUUGUAAAAUCACCUCCCCUUUCUUUAUUGGUUGUAGUUUUGAUUAUGUUAGUAGACGCUGUAAUUUUAUGGCCCAUAAUGUGGCUAAGUGGGCGUUUUCUCAUCAGAGGUUUGGCAUUGUGCCUAUUUCCUCCUUGCCCGAAACUAUACUUUGUAAUGACCGUGAGUGGAAGAUGCCUGCCAACCGAAGUUGGAUGAAGGCGCACGGCGCUCUGCAGUUUCGAAGUGGCGUUGACGAGUUUGUUGCGGUAGCAACAAACCACGUGAACGCUGACGGAUUAGCUCGAUGCCCAUGCAUGCGGUGUUUGAAUGUGAAUUUUCACACACCUGCAACUAUAAGGGUUCAUUUAUUUCUCAGCGGGAUCCAACCUUCGUACAACCCCUGGUAUUUCCACGGGGAGACUUUCUCUCAGCCCGCAGUUGAACUUCCUGAAAAUGACGAAGAGGAAAUGGCAGAUGUGUUGGCCGACAUGUUAAGAGGGGACCCUGGGUUUGACGAACCUGCUAACACUACUGAUUCUUUCAAUGAACCCCCUAUCAACGACAACAACAAGUUCGAUGACUUGUUUAAGGAGAUGGAGGCUGAGUUAUAUCCAGGUUGCAAAAAGUCAGCCCUUAAUGCACUGGUAAAGCUUAUGCACUGCAAGGUUUUGAAUAGGUUUGGGUUACGACUCAAUAGAUGUGUGCAAGUACCCACUGCAGAUGAGCCCGAAGAGCCUGCUGUCGAUCCUACACAGUACCCCCGAGACUUACCUGUUAUGACGCAAGUACUCGGGGAACGAUCUCGGCAUCUUAGAGGCUUUGGCCAUCUCCCCAGACUGAAGGGAGUUGGGGCCAAAAGAGCACCUGCCACGCAUCCUUCAGCCCAACCGACUGUUACAAUGGAACAGUACGAGGCUUUACAGAAAAAAGUGGAGGAAGCGGAGCAGACAACUCAACAUACGAGGCAGCAGUAUGAGACACAACAACUCUACCUCAGACGAUUCCAAGAUCAGUUUGAGUAUCUUUCUCGAGCUGUGCCGGGUUUCAACUUGCCUCCCAUGGAUCUUCCACCAUUGUCCACUCCUGGUGCUGGAUCAUCGGCUGCUGCUGGUGCUGGAUCGUCUUCGCAGCCUCCCGAGACUCAGAGAAACAACGAUGACGACAUUACCCGCCUAUAG